CGGAUUGAGAGAGCACUCAUUCCAUCCGAGUAAAUGGAAAUUUGUGAUGUGCAUAUCACAUAUUGAAAUGGAAGUUGUUGACUAGUGAAAGAAUAGCUUGUAUAGAGUGAUGGAGAAAAAGAAGCGUGUUUGUAUUGUGGGAGGUGGUGCGUCAGGAGUUGCUGCAGCUUGGUCUUUAUCACGAGGACCUUUUCAGGUGGAAAUAUGGGAAAAGGCGUCUCGUAUAGGAGGUGUAGCUACUACUCUUGAAUUGGAUUCAGGAGUUUAUGUGAAUGACCAAGUCCAAGGAGGUACUCCAACUUACCGCAAUACUAUUUUGCUAUUAAAAGAAUUGGGUUGGGAUAUCAGUUCCACGUCUAUGCGAAUUUCUUUUGGUACCGGAGAAAGACAAUGGAGUAACAUCGAUAAGGAACCUUCUCCUAUCGUAAGAAAGUUAGAAAAAGAAAUUAAAAGAUUUGGUUACCUCUUAUCUUGGGUGAAGUGGUUGGAGUUUUUGUGUGUAUUUAUUCCUAUCGAUUUGUUAUUGAAAGUGUUCGGUUUCAGUGCAGACUUUCGCAACUACUUGUUAUAUCCUCUUUGUUCACUUUUCUUCGGUACUGGGAUUCAGACUCCUCGUGUGUCAACUGCAGUCAUUGCCAGAGUGUUUCUUGAUGAGGAUGGAAAACUUUUUGAUUAUGAUCCACAACGUUUUUUGUCCCAACAACCAGAAGUGUUUGCAUUUCCCAAGCUUUCUUCAGUCUAUGAUAGUGCAUCGAAGAAACUGAAGGAAAGAGGAGUGGAAAUAUGUUGUGGCCGAGUAGCUAAGAAACUAAGUCGCAGCGACAAGGGAGUUUGGGUUACGGAUGAUAAGAAUGUCGAAGUAUUUUUUGACGAAAUCAUUCUCUGUUGCGAUGCACAAAUUGCAUUAUCUUUGUUAACCAAACCUCGUUGGUUGGAACGUUUUGCAUUAGGAAAUGUCGAUUAUUAUUACGAUACAGUGAUAACACAUGAAGAUUUUGACUAUAUUGCGAAACAUUAUGAUACUCGAGCAGAUAGAGAACAACAAUAUUUUGUCCGAGUUUUACCAAAUGAUCCUCAAAAAGUGGAAAUGAGUUUUCAUCUUAACCAUUAUCAACCACAAUUGAAACCACUCCAUAAUCGACCCAUAUUUCAAACCAUUUUUCCAGCAGAUAGUGUGCAGAGCGACAAGAUUCUUUACACUCGAGUGACCAAACACAAUGCCCAUACUUGGAAACAUUUUGCCUUUACUGUUCUAUUUUGGAGAUGGUUGCAAGGUUUUCAACAUACUUGGUUUGCGGGGGGUUAUUGCUUGUUCAAUAUUCAUGAAAUAGCAGUUGUAUCAGGUCUUGCUGCUGCUUAUAGAAUAGGAGGAAAAUAUCCUUUUGAAGAAGAUGACAAGGCCAGUCAUUCCUUUGCAUCCUUUGUUCGACUAGUCCACGGCGUGGAAUAUAAACCAAGUAGCAAAACAUAGCAUAAACAAAGGACUAUCGAUAAAGAAAGUUUCUCUUGUAUUCCAUUGGACAAUUCAAUUCACUUCUCAUUCAUCAAAAUAAAGGCGAAUGAUACAUAUCUCUUGGAUAUGUGAGUGUUUAUGAUUGGAAUAAGAUUGCGUGCCAUGGAAAGGAGUAAUACACCAACAGAUGCUUUCAGCUGUUUAUCAAAUAACCAUCCAAAUACUUGUCAUCGAUGCCAUCUUACUAGUCUGUUAGUAAAAGAUGUAUUGGAACAUUUGGACGAAUUGAACCGCUGCAUAAUACAAGUACAAGUGCACACAGUGUAUUUGCAAGAAGAAAUUGUGCAAGUCAAACACGUUAUAGAGUCGUUGCAGUUGGAGGAGUUGAAACGUGUGCACCGAGGAGUGGGUGAACAGUAAAUAGUGGCGACCUAUAACAACUAUAAUAGGAAGAGUACUUUUGAAGAACAACAACAACAAGAUACAUAGGAAAACACUAUUAUAUUUAUCACAGUGAAUUCAAGUGAUAUGGAAUAAGAAUGUCCUUUUUUGCUACAAGUGUUCGUUCCCCCAUACGUGUUUUUGGUA
Messenger RNA from Galdieria sulphuraria, 2041 nucleotides. RefSeq names its product oxidoreductase. The record is from RefSeq and is a predicted model, not a curated record. Gene Ontology annotation, molecular function: oxidoreductase activity. The coding region runs from base 110 to 1471 and encodes 453 amino acids. NCBI's taxonomy places the organism in Eukaryota, Rhodophyta, Bangiophyceae, Galdieriales, Galdieriaceae. The transcript has a single exon.